AUGGGGAAGGCGGAGAAUUAUGAGCUGCACUCGGUCGAGCUAGGCGCUGGUUCUGGCGGGAACAAGAUGGGCAAGAAGAAGGCGGGCGGUGGUGGGGGCAAGAGGAAGGACAAGCUGGAGAACAUGAAGAAGGAGAUGGAGAUCAAUGACCACCAGCUGUCGGUGGCAGAGCUGGAACAGAAAUACAAGACCAGUGCCACCAAGGGCCUCUCUGCCAGCUUGGCGGCGGAGCUGCUGCUACGGGAUGGCCCCAACGCACUGAGACCCCCGAAGGGCACCCCAGAGUAUGUUAAGUUUGCACGGCAGCUGGCAGGAGGCCUGCAAUGUCUCAUGUGGGUGGCAGCUGCCAUAUGCCUCAUUGCCUUUGCUAUUCAGGCCAGUGAGGGUGACCUCACCACCGAUGACAAUCUGUACCUGGCACUGGCUCUCAUCGCUGUGGUCGUGGUCACCGGCUGCUUUGGCUACUAUCAGGAGUUUAAGAGCACCAACAUCAUUGCCAGCUUCAAGAACCUCGUGCCCCAGCAAGCAACUGUGAUCCGGGAUGGGGACAAGUUCCAGAUCAAUGCAGACCAGCUGGUAGUGGGCGACCUGGUGGAGAUGAAAGGUGGGGACCGGGUGCCGGCCGACAUCCGCAUCCUUCAGGCUCAGGGCUGCAAGGUGGACAACUCCUCACUGACGGGAGAAUCUGAGCCGCAGACUCGCUCGCCCGAGUGCACCCACGAGAGCCCCCUGGAGACCCGCAACAUCGCCUUCUUCUCCACCAUGUGCCUUGAGGGAACGGCCCAGGGCCUGGUGGUGAACACUGGCGACCGCACCAUCAUUGGGCGCAUUGCGUCUCUGGCCUCAGGAGUGGAGAACGAGAAGACACCCAUCGCCAUUGAGAUCGAGCACUUUGUGGACAUCAUCGCAGGCCUGGCCAUCCUCUUUGGGGCCACCUUUUUUGUGGUGGCCAUGUGUAUUGGCUACACCUUCCUGAGGGCCAUGGUCUUCUUCAUGGCCAUUGUGGUCGCCUAUGUGCCUGAGGGGCUGCUGGCCACCGUCACGGUCUGCCUGUCCCUGACCGCCAAGCGGCUAGCCAGCAAGAAUUGUGUGGUCAAGAACCUGGAGGCAGUGGAGACGCUGGGCUCCACCUCGGUCAUAUGCUCUGACAAGACAGGGACGCUUACUCAGAACCGUAUGACUGUGUCCCACCUGUGGUUCGACAACCACAUCCAUACAGCGGACACCACGGAGGACCAGUCAGGGCAGACUUUUGACCAGUCCUCCGAGACAUGGCGGGCGUUGUGCCGUGUGCUCACGCUGUGCAACCGCGCUGCCUUCAAAUCUGGGCAGGAUGCGGUGCCGGUGCCCAAGCGCAUUGUGAUUGGCGACGCGUCCGAGACAGCGCUACUCAAGUUCUCCGAGCUGACUCUGGGCAAUGCCAUGGGCUACCGUGAGCGCUUCCCCAAAGUCUGCGAGAUCCCCUUCAACUCCACCAACAAGUUCCAGCUGUCCAUCCACACCCUGGAGGACCCGCGGGACCUGCGGCAUGUGCUGGUGAUGAAGGGCGCCCCCGAGCGCGUGCUGGAGCGCUGCAGCUCCAUCCUCAUCAAGGGCCAGGAGCUGCCGCUGGAUGAGCAGUGGCGGGAGGCCUUCCAGACGGCCUACCUCAGCCUGGGAGGCCUGGGCGAACGCGUACUGGGCUUCUGCCAGCUCUACCUGAAUGAGAAGGACUACCCGCCUGGCUAUGCUUUUGAUGUGGAGGCCAUGAACUUUCCAACUAGUGGCUUGUGUUUUGCUGGACUCGUGUCCAUGAUAGACCCACCUCGGGCCACUGUCCCUGACGCUGUGCUCAAGUGCCGCACAGCGGGCAUCCGGGUGAUCAUGGUGACAGGUGACCAUCCCAUCACAGCCAAGGCCAUUGCAGCUAGUGUGGGCAUCAUCUCAGAAGGUAGUGAGACAGUGGAGGACAUCGCUGCUCGCCUCCGUGUGCCUGUGGACCAGGUGAACCGGAAGGAUGCCCGUGCCUGUGUGAUCAAUGGAAUGCAGCUGAAGGACAUGGACCCGGCAGAGCUGGUGGAGGCGCUGCGCACCCACCCUGAGAUGGUGUUUGCCCGCACCAGCCCCCAGCAGAAGCUGGUGAUCGUGGAGAGCUGCCAGCGACUGGGUGCCAUCGUGGCUGUAACUGGGGAUGGUGUCAAUGACUCCCCGGCCCUGAAGAAGGCAGACAUUGGCGUGGCCAUGGGCAUCGCUGGCUCGGAUGCUGCCAAAAACGCUGCAGACAUGAUCCUGCUGGAUGACAAUUUUGCUUCCAUUGUCACGGGCGUGGAGCAGGGCCGCCUGAUCUUUGACAACCUGAAGAAGUCCAUUGCCUACACGCUGACCAAAAACAUCCCCGAGCUCACACCCUACCUCAUUUAUAUCACCGUCAGCGUGCCCCUGCCACUUGGCUGCAUCACCAUCCUCUUCAUAGAGCUCUGCACGGACAUUUUCCCAUCAGUCUCCUUGGCUUAUGAAAAGGCUGAAAGUGACAUCAUGCACCUGCGUCCACGGAACCCAAAGCGUGACCGAUUGGUCAAUGAGCCUCUUGCUGCCUACUCCUACUUCCAAAUUGGUGCUAUCCAGUCCUUUGCUGGCUUCACCGACUACUUCACAGCCAUGGCCCAGGAGGGCUGGUUCCCACUGCUGUGUGUGGGCCUGCGGCCAAAGUGGGAGGAUCACCAUCUACAAGAUCUGCAGGAUAGCUAUGGCCAGGAGUGGACGUUUGGACAGCGCCUGUACCAGCAGUACACCUGUUACACUGUGUUCUUCAUCAGCAUUGAGAUGUGCCAGAUCGCUGACGUCCUCAUCCGCAAGACACGUCGCCUUUCUGCCUUCCAGCAGGGAUUCUUCAGGAACAAGAUCCUGGUGAUUGCUAUCGUGUUCCAGGUCUGCAUCGGUUGCUUCCUGUGCUACUGCCCCGGGAUGCCCAACAUUUUCAACUUCAUGCCCAUUCGGUACCAGUGGUGGCUGGUCCCCAUGCCCUUCGGCCUCCUCAUCUUUGUCUAUGAUGAAAUCCGGAAACUGGGAGUUCGCUGUUGCCCAGGGAGCUGGUGGGAUAAGGAGCUCUACUAUUAGGUCACUGCCUGCAACUCUUCCCUGCAUCCACCAUGGACGGCCAGGUGGGGCAGGACCCCUGGAGCCCUCCGAACAGCCACCUGAACUUCCGAGCAGUCAAGAGUCCUGGCUCCACUUGUGUCAUCUUGUAGUCCACUGCACCUCAGCCUUGGGGCGGGGAGUGGAAUGGAUCCACUUCCUUUCCCCAUGCACAAGGGGUCUACCCUCCUGGAUCUGUACCCUGUGCUGGCCUUGGGGAAGUUGCCCCCUAAAGGGCUGGGGGCUUUGGGGGGUGGGGGUGUAGGAGCUAGCAGCUCUGUGGACUCCAGCCCAGGCAAGAGGAUUGUCUGGGGGCUCUGAAAACAAUGUCAGCGUGAUCGUAAUAAACCAGAACCAGCUCACAUGAACUUGUGCUUCAUUCUAUGCGAGGUGUUGUCUUAAG
Erinaceus europaeus (western European hedgehog) is the source of this 3517-nucleotide messenger RNA. It is a transcript of the gene ATP4A, whose product is annotated as ATPase H+/K+ transporting subunit alpha. NCBI's taxonomy places the organism in Eukaryota, Metazoa, Chordata, Mammalia, Eulipotyphla, Erinaceidae. The record is from RefSeq and is a predicted model, not a curated record. Gene Ontology annotation, molecular function: magnesium ion binding; ATP binding; P-type potassium:proton transporter activity. The transcript has 22 exons. Gene Ontology annotation, cellular component: membrane. Bases 1 to 3096 code for a protein of 1031 amino acids. Gene Ontology annotation, biological process: sodium ion export across plasma membrane; potassium ion import across plasma membrane; intracellular potassium ion homeostasis.